AUGAAGGACUCCAGAAGGAAUAGUAACGUUUCUACGCCUGCUGAGAGUGUCAGCAAGUGGAAAAUCCCCCACUACUACCGCAAGACGCAUUCUUCAAGCUCGCCCGCGGCAAAUGCUGCAAUUCCGGCGAAUUCAACAACGACAUCGACAACGACAACGACAACGGCAUCAUCUGCCUCUUCAGGCCGAACAGGUGUUUCGCACGGUGGUAAUGGGAAUGGGAAUGGGAAUGGGAACGGCAACAGCAACAGCAAUAGCAACAUCAACAUAAUGACCACCCCACAGCAUGUGCCAUUGGAAAGCAAGGGCAAGCGUAACCCGAAGAGAAAGCCUCGCAAGGGCGAAAUGGUGUUUGUGAACUACACGGUGAAAGAUUCGGAUUCACAGGCUCAGGCUGAGGCCGAGGUCGAGGCCCAGGAGCAACAACAGUACCAUCACCAGCACCAGCACCAGCAGCACCAGCAGCACCAGGGCAAGAAAAAGUCAUCGAAGAGUAGAAUGCUCAAGAUCUUUAGUUCCGGACAAGACCGGUCCGGGGCUUCAACACCAUCGUCACAAGCUACAAAACGGUCUUACAGCUCGUUUUUCGGGUCUGGGUCUACCAUCACCUCGCCUACCGUUUCGGUGCCGUCCCGAGAAGAUUUGGUCCCCAGCUCUUCAGAAACUCAGCCUGGUUUGAACCGUUCGUUAAGUUCCAAUGUGGCCCUCGUUAAUACAAACGGCAAGGCAUCGCUUCUAACGUUGGGUAGCGCUGCUUCUUCACCCACAAAGGACAGAGCAUCCUCUCAGCUUUAUCAUACCCAAUACGACCCGCACUACGCGGAUCAGUACAACGAAUCUACCGUCUAUCCAACGGCAAUACGUCCCCAUUCCAGCAGUCUGCAUUCAUCGCUAUCCCCACGUCUGGGCGACGAAAAUGACGCCUCCAUUGCAUUCAGUAAAAUGUUCACUCGGAAACGGGCCAACACUGGCGGGUCCAUGAGUUCUCUCGUUUCCAGUGUAACGUCCAACAACCACCCCAGCUUGCAUAGAAACAUGUCGACAAAUUCCAUUUCCUCGUUAGCGCAAAAGUACUCACCAAUCCGCACUUCGUCACCUGGGAAAUCGGCAUCGUUGAGAAGAUCCAACUCCAAUCGAUAUUCUCGCGACUUCUCUUCUUUCCAUAGCAACCCAACUUACGGAACAGACCUCAAUAUUGGUCUAGAUUCAUUUCUGGAUACCCAGGCUAAGCAAAGGUACUCUCACAAGAAAAAGCAGGAGUCUUUUUCAGAAGUACGAGGCCCAAGCACCGUCUCUUCAUUGUCUUCUGCUUCGACACCGUGCUUUUUCGAUACCGGUCAUAUGAACAUCGAUAAAGGGCAAGAAAGACAGAACAGUGUUCUCUUCUCACUGGAUCGUGAGAGCUCUUUGGAAAAUGAGAUAUUGGAAGAGAAUGAGGAAACUUCUUAUUCACCUGAUGAAGCUCCAGCUCUAAAAGGGAUUCAUAAAGCCCGUACCGGGGGUUUCGAAGAAAAGGAUUCUGAUACUGUGUCUUUGCCUAACACUAGCCACAGCAGUGUAACUAUGUUCUCAUCAAUGGUCAAUUCUCAUUCGACAUUGGAGAGCACAGCUCCGGUAAUGAAAGGUUUCGAUCAAGCCGAUAUCCCAGUUUCGAGUUUCCCAUCUAAGUUUAGUUCUGGAACUCACAAUAAUAGCCAACGUUCAGCCUCUGAGAGCGUAUCGAAUGGUCAAAACGAUAGUUUUUUGAACUUGUACAUGGAAAUGGAUUUUGGAUAUGGUGCAGAUUCUUUUGUGGGUCAGCAAGUCAAAAAUGGUUUGCCAGAGAACGACAUGUCAGUAUCCAAUGCGCUCUUUCAAGGAGAUGUUUCCACUAUUCAUUCCAUCGCUAAUAAUUCUCCUGCUACGGUAACGAACCAAGCAGGCAAUAGCAUAAAAGCGGAACACUCAGAGGACGGCUUGCAUAAUGAAAACGUUCCUUACACGAAUUUCUCCAGUCGCAUAAUGCAUGAUAUUGACCAGAUUACAAACUCCAUCAACAAUGGCGAAAACACUGGUAACUUUAAAAACGAUUGGAACAAUUCAUACUUUUAA
Lachancea sp. 'fantastica' is the source of this 2091-nucleotide messenger RNA. NCBI's taxonomy places the organism in Eukaryota, Fungi, Ascomycota, Saccharomycetes, Saccharomycetales, Saccharomycetaceae. The record is from the annotation of a GenBank genome assembly.